GUGCAACAACAUACCAUACCAGUAACGAAAGUGGUUCACAUGGCUGGGUCGCGCAUGAAUGUAUUGACUGGGAUGGAUUGUACUCUGAUAACCCUUCAGAUACACCAUUACAACUCGGGUGGAAAGAGAAAUCAGAUAUCCAAGUUGCAGGCAUGUUAUCAUUUUACAUCUUGACCAAAGGAAAGCAUCCCUUUGGUCCGAAAAUAGCACAAAUGGUGAAUUUGCAUGAGGAUAAUCCAGUGGGUUUAAGAGAGCUCAGUGAUCCUGUGGCCAAAGACCUGCUGUCUCAGAUGUUGGCUCAGGAUCUAGAUAAACGACCAUAUGUGGAGCAAGCCUUGAAGCAUCCUUACUUUCUCUCUCUCGAAGAGCAGAUGAAAUUGGUAGAAGCUGCGGGCAACGAACCUAAAUUAAUGAGUUACUGUGGUGUUUUCAGACAGCUGAACAACCUUGAUCCAUCCAAACCUCGAAGUCUGUUGUUACCAAUUGACUGGAAAACAGUGAUUGGCCACGAUGACCUCAACACAUUGUGUAGAGGAGGCCGCUCCCCGUCAACCUAUGGUGGUAGCCGAUAUACCGAUUGCCUUCGAUUGAUACGAAACACAUUUCAGCAUCGGGAUGGCAAACUGGGUCAAUUGAAAAAGAAGACAUCGACUACUUCUUCUCUUGAGGAAUAUUUCCUUCAAUUAUUUCCUAUGCUCCCACUUGUUCUUCAUCAAGUAAUCAGACAGUAUCCCGACUGGAAAACACUCCCUGCCUUGAAGGAAUUUUUUCCUGAGAUAGACCGUCGUGCAGUAUCUGAUGUAGACUAA
Molecule: messenger RNA, 809 nt
Organism: Paramuricea clavata
Lineage: Eukaryota; Metazoa; Cnidaria; Anthozoa; Malacalcyonacea; Plexauridae
Source: the annotation of a GenBank genome assembly